AUGUCUUCAAGAGCCGGCUUAAGGCUUUUCCAAGCCGCAAGAUUCAGCCGAGUCGCAUUCCGGAGACCCAUUGGGCGACGGUAUCAGACUACCGAUGCCGCUGCUGCACAACCCUUACCACAAGAGAAUGUAUUCCAAAAGUUAUGGAGGAGUCCUGUGGGAGUCAAGACUGUACAUUUCUGGGCGCCGGUCAUGAAGUGGUGCCUCGUUCUUGCAGGUGUCAGCGACUUUGCUCGACCGGCUGAAUCUCUUUCAGCCACACAAAAUAUGGCUCUUACAGCAACUGGCGUGAUAUGGACAAGAUGGUGUCUCAUCAUCAAGCCACGGAAUGUAUUUCUGGCGGCAGUCAACUUUUUCCUUGCUUGCGUGGGUGUGACACAAUUGACGAGGAUCGCUAUGCAUGAGCGAUCGCAAAAGAAUGCUUCUGCGGGUCAGCUAGUUGAAGACGCCGCAGCAGAUACGAAAAAUACAGCAGAGAGUAUUGCGAAGGAUCCUGAAGGGGCGACAAAGAAGGCUCUUUGA
Molecule: messenger RNA, 522 nt
Organism: Bacidia gigantensis
Lineage: Eukaryota; Fungi; Ascomycota; Lecanoromycetes; Lecanorales; Ramalinaceae
Exons: 4
Coding region: 1-522 (173 amino acids)
Biological process (GO): pyruvate import into mitochondria
Cellular component (GO): mitochondrial inner membrane
Molecular function (GO): pyruvate transmembrane transporter activity
Source: RefSeq, a predicted model, not a curated record